AUGCAUCUCAAUUCCUAUUCCUACAGUCUUCUCUCUAUAUUUCUAUUAUCCACCUUCCCCAAUCUUUCUUCCAGUGCUGAAACUACAUCCUCAAUUCUUUCACGUCCAGAAAUCAUAAUCUCUCCUCUACAACCUUCCAAACCUCACUUGACUACUACCGCCCUCUCCGCUCCUCGAAAUCGCACUUGUCAUGUUCCAUCCUUAGGUUCCGGACGUGAUGAUUCUCCCGCCUUACUAGCCGCCAUAAAAUCCUGCAACCACGGCGGAAUUGUCCAAUUAAAUGAAACCCUUUACACAAUCUCCACGGCCCUAGACAUUCAAUCCCUCCAAUCCAUCGACUUCGACAUCUCAGGUACCAUCCAAUUCUCUUCCAACAUAACCUACUGGACAGCCAGCAGUUUCAAAUAUGUUUUCCAAAAUAGUAGUGCUUUUUGGCAAUGGGGAGGAAAUGAUAUAAACUGGUAUGGAGGAGGAACUAUUGAUGGUAAUGGUCAACCUUGGUGGGAUGCAUUUGCAAAAGAUAGUUCUCUUGGACGGCCAAUCUUGUUUGUUAUGAAUGGAGUUAAUGGGGCAAGUAUGAGCGACUUGAAGAUGAAGAGUCCGCCAAAUUGGUUUAAUUUUAUUACGGGUAGUCAGGAUGUUUUGAUUAGUGGGAUGGAUUUGAAGGCGGUGACAAGUAAUUCACAUCCGGUGAAGAAUUCUGAUGGAUGGGAUACCUACCUCUCUUCCCAUAUUACAAUCCAAAACUCGACUAUUCUCAACACGGAUGAUUGUGUAUCAUUCAAACCCAACAGCAGUUCCAUUCUUAUCCAAAACCUAGCCUGUACUGGUUCGCAUGGUAUAUCUGUGGGAAGUUUAGGGCAAUAUGUCGGAGUUACCGAUAUCGUCGAAGAUAUUUACGUUUACAACAAUACACUAAGUAAUGCUAGCGAUGCAGCAAGAAUCAAAGUCUGGGCAGGUGCUGUGCCAAAUAAAGAUGGAAGCUUACCUUAUGGCGCAGGUGGAGGUGGUGGGGUGGUGAAGAAUAUUACAUAUGAUGGAAUGACGGUUGUUAAUGACGAUUACUCCAUUGAACUCACUUCUUGCUACAUGCAAACGACCGCAAAUUGCAACGCCUACCCUACAAAAAUGAUCAUCCAAGAUGUCGUAUUCAAGAAUUUCGUCGGCGUCGCUAGUUCAAAACAUGAUCCUAAAGUUGGUACUUUGGUAUGUAGUAGUGCUAGUUCCUGUAUAAACAUCUCAGCCCAAAAUAUCAAUAUCACAACACCGAGCAAGAAGAAGGCGACGUGGACUUGUACGAAUGUGGAUAAGAGUUUAUUGGGCAUCAAUUGUGUUUAG
This is a messenger RNA of Sclerotinia sclerotiorum 1980 UF-70, 1338 nucleotides long. RefSeq lists its product as hypothetical. The record is from RefSeq and is a predicted model, not a curated record. Lineage: Eukaryota; Fungi; Ascomycota; Leotiomycetes; Helotiales; Sclerotiniaceae. Gene Ontology annotation, molecular function: polygalacturonase activity. Gene Ontology annotation, biological process: carbohydrate metabolic process. The transcript has 5 exons. The coding region runs from base 1 to 1338 and encodes 445 amino acids.